AUGAACUUUGAGGGGGAGAACAUUGGGCCGAUCACCUUUCGGACGUGGGACUUUGGCGGCCAACGGGAGUACUACGCCACCCACCAGUACUUUCUCUCGAAGNAGGGGGAGAACAUUGGGCCGAUCACCUUUCGCACGUGGGACUUUGGCGGCCAACGGGAGUACUACGCCACCCAUCAGUACUUUCUCUCGAAGCGCUCCAUCUACCUGGUCGUGUGGAAGAUCACCGACGGAGAGCGGGGCGUGGACGGGCUGCACUCCUGGCUGCUGAACAUCCAGUCGCGGGCCCCGAACUCCCCGGUGAUCAUUAUCGGCACGCACUUUGACCUCGUCAAGGAGUACUUUCCGCCCUUCUUCUCCUCUGACCUGCAGAAGAUGAUUCGCGAUCGCUAUAUGGCCGACUCGGUGGACGCGGACAAGCGAGGCCUGCCCCGGGUGGUGGCCUCCAUCGAGGUGAGCACCAAGACGCGCCACAACAUUCGCCUCCUCGCGAACAUCAUAUACGAGACGGCGACGGAGAUGCGCACCUCGGGCAACAAGGACCGCCUGCUGGAGCAGAAGGUGCCCGCCACGUACCUCGCCCUGGAAGAGGUGGUCUCCCUGCUGGCCAGCGAGCGAAAGGCUGCCGGAGCGGAACCCGUUCUGCACACGGAGCAGUAUCGGAGUGAGGUGGUGCGGGCGAUGAAGGAACGGCACAGCCUCGCCUUUCGCGACUUUGCCGAGCUGCAGCAGGCGACGCGUUUCCUGCACGAAAAUGGCGUCAUGCUGCACUACGAGGACGCCAACCUCAAGGACCUGUACUUUCUGGACCCGCAGUGGCUGUGUGACGUGCUCGCCCACGUGGUGACCAUUCGUGAGAUCAACCCCUUUGCCCGCAAUGGCGUCAUGAAGACGGAGCACCUGCUGCAGCUCUUCAAGAACAGCAGCUCGGCGCCGGCGGACGUGCAGAACUACCUCAUUAGUUUGCUGAACAAGUUUGAGCUGGCGCUUACCUGGGACAAUCGGACGCUGCUCAUACCGUCGCUGCUGCCCACGGAGGAGCAGCUCAAGUCGGGCCACCCUGGGUCGGACAUUAUGAUUCCUCUACGUUCUCGGCUGAAGAUGCGUCGGUCAUCGACGAACAACGCCGAGCUGUCUCGGUUUGAGCUGAAAAACCAACUUCACUUUCAGGAGUUAGGUUUGAAGCGGAAAAGUCCCUGCAAGGAGGCGACACCGGCAUUUAACGCUGAUGAUGAUCACCAUCUUGAGGCAGAUUCUCAACCCAUUUGCAUUGCCACGGCACUAUCUGAGGCAGUCUUGUCGCCGGACACCGCCGAGGUGGACUCCAACCUGGUGGACUUUUACAAGUCGGAGGUGAAGAAGGCGACGCUGCAGUCGCAGGUGAAGCAGGAGUUUCACGACUCGGCCAUCUCCACGCUGAACACGGAGAUCUCGGUGGCGGAGGACGCCACACCGACCUCAGCAGCGGUGUCAAUGUACCACCCGGUGUACGCCUUCAUGGUGGAGGAGUGCAUUCUGGCGGUGUACGAGGACCGCCGACUGGAGUGCCCGGCACAUGCCCGCCUUCGAAUGGACAAACUGGCGCCGGAUGUGAUGUUUGCCGAUCUGAAGGAAAACUUUUGCAUUGAGCGAGAGCAGCUACGCUUCGGUAAGCUACUAGGUCGAGGCUCAUUUGGCUUUGUCUUUCGAGCGUUCUACAGUCCGAAGCGGAAGUCCACCAGUCACUUUAGGUACGACGCCCUGUCGCCGCCGCACUUUACCAAGCGCUCGGUGGCCAACUCGAAGUUCUACCUGCCAAACUCGGCCACCGAGGACAUGACCACUACAACUACCGCCUCCGCCGCCUUUGAGAGCUUUGAGGUGGCGCUGAAGCUGCUGCAGCCGAUUCGCCUGGAGCAGUGGUCGAGUGGCAUUCGCAAGCACGACCUGGAGGCCUACUCGGCGAUGAAGUCCAAGUGGGAGCGCGAUCCGCUGCAGUACGCCUGCAAGGCCUACUGUACUGCCCGUACUGAGCUGAACAUUCUCGCCUCGCUGAAGCACUCCAACAUUGCCUCCUGCAUUGGCAUCUGUCCGAAACCGCUGGCGCUGGUGCUCACGCUGGCCCCUCAGGGCUCUCUGGACACGCACACCAAGGCGUACCGGCGUUCAGGCGUGCGCAUCGCCGCCCACGUUCUCCAGCAGGCCUUUCUGCAGAUCUCCAAGGCGCUGGAGUACCUCCAUCAGCACCACAUUAUUUACCGCGAUCUAAAGUCGGAAAAUGUCCUCGUCUGGUCAUUUCCCAGCGCCCUUUCCACCCUGGAUGCGGAAGUGCAUCUGAAGCUGGCUGACUAUGGCAUCUCGAGGUCUUCACUGCCCACAGGCACUAAAGGAUUUGGCGGCACUGAAGGGUUCAUGGCACCUGAAAUAAUGCUCCACAAUGGCGAGGAGGAAUACACUGAAAAGGUGGACUGCUUCUCCUUUGCCAUGUUUAUGUACGAGCUCUGCACACUGCGCUUUCCCUUUGAAGGGCAGGAGUUUGCCAUUCGGGAGAGCAUUCUCGAUGGCAUCAGGCCGGCGCUCAGCCAGCGUGACCUGCACUGUCUCCCUGAGUCCUUUGUCGAUCUGAUGGUGCGUUGUUGGGAGCAGGAGCCCAGUGAGCGGCCCACCAUCUCCCAGGUGGUCUCCAUCAUCUCAUCGCCUGAGUUUUGCUCCCUCCUCGAUGUGAUCAACUUUCCCGAGCAGUACGCCAUAAUCUGCGCCACUGGCUACGAGAAGAUGGAGGCCGGCCUGGGCGGCGGGGCCGAUUCAGGCGAGCUGGUGGUAAACAGCAACAACAGCAGCAGCAGCAGUGCCAAGCAGGGCAUCAACUUUAGCGUGUGUCUGAGCAAGGUGGGCCAGCAGAUUGACCUAGUGGAGAGCAGCGGCAACCACAAGUGGAGCACCACGGGGCACAGGCUGACGUGCGACAAUCUGGCCAAUCGAACCAUCAUCAGCGCCUGUGUAGUGAAUGGACAGCUCUGGCUCGGUGACUCACAGGCUCGUCUCCACCUGUACAGUCUGAAUAAUGGUGGGGACGAGCGGAGCAGCACUUCAGCAGCGGACCACCAGUUCAAGGCCAUCUGCAUGAUUCAGCUGGACUUUGAGAAUCCCGCCUCGUUGACGGCCAUCAAGACGAUUUGCUGGCUGGCGAAGGCGCGGUUGGUGGUCAUAGGCUCGACCAGCGGUCGACUGUGGCUCCUCUCACUGGACAAGUUGCAGGCGGCACUGGAGGAAUCCAUUACGCGCACCUACUUUCGCUCCAGUGACCUGGAGGUGAAGGAGGUGGACAAUAACCGGUCGAUGAUCCUCUGCAUCACUCACAUGGACAAGUUCACCACGGUUAGUGAUACGGAGAAGGGAAGGUGCUCUCGAACCAGUGAGCACUGCGUGGAGAUCUGGUGCGGCCAGCCGGAUGGGAAGAUUGCCAUUGUGCAGGUGCGACCGGAGGACAUGUUUGUGCGCAAUCAAAUAGUGGUUGACCACUACGAUGACGGCUUUGUGAGGUCGUCACUGCACGCCAUUUACAUUGGCUCCAGUGUGCCGCUGGCAGACCGCAAUGACGUCUUUAUGCUCAUGGCCUCCUCUACUGAGCCCUUCAUUUGGUCUGUUCUUUUCACUGGUUUCAUCAUCUACCAGUGGGACGCCUACAAGCGGCAAAUAGUUCACCGGUUGGACUGCUCAAAGCUGGCACCUUGCUCGGAGAGUUUGAUGUCCAUCAGCAUUGAAGACCAUCUCAAGCCUGGAAGCUGUCAGGUGACAGCCAUCGCCUGCAAUGAAGACAAUGAGGAGCUGUACGUUGGCACCAAUUCAGGUUGCAUUAUCGUCGCCGAGUCACACUCGUUGAAGCCGGUCACCGUCUUCCGGCCGUACAGUCACGAAGUGAAGUUCAUCAUCACCUUGAGUAAGAAGAGGCGGCCAUUUGUGACCAUUGGUCGAGGUUAUCGAAAUCUGCUAGACCGAUUUAUCUACACAUCUAGCGACGCCCGAGCUGAGUCCCGACUGGGCAGGCAGAUGAGCAAGUUCAAAGACAACAACAGCCUCUAUGGCAUCAUUUGGGAUGCCGGUAGUUGGAAUGUUGAGUAG
Rhagoletis zephyria (snowberry fruit fly) is the source of this 4101-nucleotide messenger RNA. Lineage: Eukaryota; Metazoa; Arthropoda; Insecta; Diptera; Tephritidae. The record is from RefSeq and is a predicted model, not a curated record.